AUGGACACGACUUUCGUUAUUGACUCGUCUCUGUGUGAUAGUGAGAGCAAUUGGAAUCGCUUGUUGUACUUUGUGCAAACUUUGGUCAACUAUUUUAAUGUGUCACCGUCAGGAGGUCGUGUUGCGUUUGUUCCUUACGGUACUAAUGCUAGUGUAGUUCUAAAGUUUAACUCAUUAAGCGGAAUUAAUCUUAAUGGAGCAGAAGUCAAGAAACGACUUGAUGGCUUAAGAUGCCAGGGUGGUUUUAGACGAAUCGACAAAGCAUUGGAUCUUGUAGACAGGGAGGUGCUGACACCCGCUGGUGGACUGAGAGACAUUUCAAGGGUAAGUUGGAGAAGGAAGAAUAACCGCACAAAUUGACCAAUAACACGCUAGGCACCUGGUGGAUCAAAAGACUGACUUUGUGUUUUUCUAUUGUUUGUCUGCAGCCCGUAUUUGUGAUCACGACUGGAAAGCAAACAGCGGACCAGGGCGUAUACCUACCUCUGGAUAUAGCCUCCUCUCGCCUUCAGAGUAAAGGAGCGGCCGUGUUUGUGUUGGGUAUAGGAGAGGACGUGGACACCUCAGAACUGAACGAAAUUGCUUCUAGCCCUGACAACGUUUUUAGAGUGGAUUCUUUUGAGGACUUGAACGAAAGGGUACCAACGAUAAGAAGAGGAAUAUGCAAAUUAGGUAAAAUCAUCUUUCGGCUAUCCUUUUCCUAGUCAGGAGAUGGUUACUUAAGAAAAAGGCUUAAAGGAUUGACAGAGAGUCUUACUUAGUGUGUUUUUAAAUAAGAAGGGCUUUCAAGUAUUGCUUUGGAUAAUCUGUUGUUGUUGUUUUUGUUGUUGUUUUCAGUUCCAACCUUGUCAACGCCAACAUUAGCACCAACACCAGUACAAACACCUGCACGUAAGUAAAGAAUUUGAAAAACGCUUAGACGGACUGGCUUGAAUUGAAAUGUAGGGCCAUUGUGCUUUCUGAACGAUAAAAUAACGGCGAAUAGAGUUCACUUGAUAUCGAUUCCACAUCUUACGUCGUCGUAUUUGAUUGGAGUAGGAGCUAUUAAUAGUAAAGUAUGGUUAGAAUGAGGUUAGGCUCAACAAGGAUACAGCCGAUUGUGGUGAUAGUUUAUUAGGUCAUCGUUCGGUAAAGCACCUAGAUUACAUAAGCGGGAUACUGUUAAAGUAAAGCGGGCAAUAAAUACUCCUAAUUGAAAAAAGCCGAUCACAGAGUUGCAUUGCUUGCCAUUUGCGGUAGACCAUUGAGCGUGGUACAUUCGUUAAAGCGUGUAAGAUUCACGGCAAAACAAAUGGCAUAGUACAUGCCUAAAAUGCUCGUAAUCUUGUUUUUAUAAUGCAUGCAUGAAUUUUAAGACCUCAAGCUAGUGGAUCGUGUUUGCCAUGGAAGGAGAGGUCACACGAUUUUAUUUUUGCCUGACAGCCUGCAAAGCCUCUGUAGAUGUGGCAUUUAUUGUGGAUUCAUCAGGAAGCAUUGGUCGUAGAAGAUGGCCUCUGGUGUUAGACUUCUUAAAAAAGAUCAUCAAUGAGUUCAAUGUUGGACCCGACGGCACACAUGUGGCGGUAGUUGCCUACAGUACAAAUCCGAAGCUCGAGUUCCCUUUCAAUGCCGUAUCUGGAGACCAAAUUACUGCAGAGGAAUAUGGGAAACGUAUCGACAGCAUCAGAUUCCAGAGAGGCUAUACGUACAUCGAUAAGGCUUUGAAAUUGGCUAACGAACAAGUGUUUGUCACAAGUGCUGGGAUGAGGUCCGAUGUACCGAAGGUAUGAUUGCAAAACGUCCCUUAAAAAAGCCUCAGAAAAGUUUGUUCAAUUGCGUAUAGCGAAGUGUGGGUUUGUUUUGUUUCGCUGAAUUAUGUAAAGAGAACGUGUCGGUUUUUGUGUAAUUAGGAGGACACCGACUUUCUUGUGAACUUGAUGGAAGGCUUAGAGUAGACACUGUACAUGCUUGUGGUGCAAUGAGAUGUUAACAAACGCGUUUGUAUUUUUUUUGUGCUACAUGCAGGUCGCUAUUGUAAUCACCGAUGGGGAGCAAACAACGACCGGUGGAUUUACACCAUUGGACGAAGCAUCCAAAGACGUCAAAGACAAAGGAGUUGUAGUGUACUCUUUGGGUGUAGGGAGUGGCGUCAACUCAGAACAAUUACGGCAGAUUGCUAGUUCUGAUGACAACGUGUUUACGUCUACUGGCUUUGAGGAACUGAUUAAUGUGGUGAAGCCUAUUGUAGAGAAAUCUUGUCCG
This is a messenger RNA of Porites lobata, 2241 nucleotides long. Lineage: Eukaryota; Metazoa; Cnidaria; Anthozoa; Scleractinia; Poritidae. The record is from the annotation of a GenBank genome assembly.